This is a messenger RNA of Tetrahymena thermophila SB210, 1152 nucleotides long. RefSeq names its product myosin-like coiled-coil protein. The record is from RefSeq and is a predicted model, not a curated record. NCBI's taxonomy places the organism in Eukaryota, Ciliophora, Oligohymenophorea, Hymenostomatida, Tetrahymenidae. The transcript is spliced from 7 exons. Gene Ontology annotation, molecular function: syntaxin binding.
AUGUCAAAACAAAUUAAUUAAGACCACCUUUAACAAAUAUAGGCUUUCAUUAAUAAGCAAGUAACUGGUUCAUCAGUACCUAUCGAAACAGAAGCAGAGAUGAAAGAAGUUAGAAAGCUAUUUUAGAAUGCCCAAAAUUUAUUAGCAUUAUUCAUAAAAGAAGCCAACACAGCAGAAAAAAGAACCUAAUUAUUUUAGGCUUUUGAGAAUUUAACAGAAAUAGCUAUUAAAUAUGAAGAAUAAAUUAAUUAAUUGAAAUUCAAUAACAGCAUCUUAAAAGAUGAUACAGAGAGAACCUCUUAGGAAAAUAUGAGAUUAAGUGAAUUGAAAGAGAAAUACAAUCAUGUUUGCAAAGAAAUUGGUGAUGCAGUUAACUAAAUUAAAAAAACAAACAAAUUAAUGGUUGAAUAGGAAGAAACACAAAGAUUGCAACUUGUUGAAAAUUUUGAAAACUCUUUAAAAGAUAUCACUUCAAAGAUAGAUGAAUAAGAUAAGGAAAGGGAGGAAAAAGAAAAGGAAAACAAUUAGCUCAAGGAGUAAUUAAAAUAACUCAUUUCAGAGUAUGAAGAAAAGGAAAAAACUUAUCUCUCAGGACUUGAAGAAAAAGAUGGUUAAUUUAAGGGCAAAGUAGAGGAAUUUAUGAAUCAAAUAAAAUCUGUUGAAACUGAAGCACAUCAAGCUCUCUAACUUAGAUCUGAAUUAAACUAGCUAGCCCAAAGUGAAACUGAAAAGAAACUUAAAAUCGCUAUCUAUCAAAAGAGAACAGGAGAUCUUGUAGAUAGUAUUAAAAAAACUAACUCCACAGUUACUUAAUUAAAAGAAACUUUAUUAAAGGUAUUUAAAAAUAUGAAGAUUCAAUAAAUUAAAACAAAUAUUUUAAACAAUAAUUUAGAUGUACUGGAAAUAGUAAAAGCUUUAAAAGCAACAAGAAUAGCUUGUAUCUCAUUCAUAAAAAGGAGAAGCUCUAUUAUUGACUUUCAUUAAAAAAGUAAUUGCAUAAAAUCACUAAAUUAAUUUUCAAUUGUAAAAAUUUAAUUUUUAUUAAAAUAGAAUUAAGAUGUUGAAGAUUAAAUAAACGAAGUAAAAUCAAAGAAAGAAGUUAUGAAAUAAAAAAUUCAAGAAAUACAAUCUAAAAUAAAAGCUCUUGCAUGA